GCUGGCCUCUGACCUCCUUCAUAGUGUACGCAGGUCGUACUUCGCAGAAGAUCCUUCAAGUGUCCCUAAGCUCGAUUAAUCUAUCUGCUUCUGUUCUCUUAAAGAUGCUCUCUUCGUUGACUCUUUCCGUAACGCUCUGCUUGUUCGCUCUUGUGUCUGCCCGUCCCGUUAUUCCUCGUGCCACUGACUUUACCGGUGGUACUGGCCAAGGAACUUACUACGAUACUGGCCUGACCUCCUGUGGGAAAACAUACACGGACUCUGACCUUAUCGUUGCUCUAUCGCAUUUUUUCUAUGAUACUUACCCUGGAGCAACAGCUAAUCCAAACAACAACCCGGUUUGCGGGAAAAAGCUCACCGCUCAUUAUCAAGGGAAGUCCGUAACCGUAACCGUUGCGGAUAGAUGCACCGGUUGUGCGAUGUAUGAUCUGGAUUUCACGCCUACCGGAUUUGAAGCACUAUCAGAUUUAUCGGUGGGACGUAUCUCUGGUGUUACAUGGACGUUCGACGAUUCCGCAUCUGAACCAGCAGUUUCUGGAAAUGGUACGACCCCGGACCCCGACUCCGAUAGUUCUUCUGGCACCAGCACCAAUUCGACGUCGACGACGGGGAAUCCCGAUUCGUCCUCUGGGGAUACUGCAGAUAGUACUGAUCUAGAUUCAUCUUCGGCAGUUAAUAUAACGACUCAACCGGGCACUACGGUCAACACUACUACCACCUCAUCCGAUAUUGGAUCAGCCCCUCCUAGCACUAAGCGCAGGAUAUGGGCAAGAGAAACAAGUUUGGUAUUCUAAACACCCUACACUGAGAUAGAAUACGUUGGUAUAAGGUAGAAGAAGUAGAAGAAGAUACCUAGAUUGAGAAACAACUUAUCCAUGUAUGCAAAAGAAAUGCAGUUCUACGUAAGUAUAUUGACGCAACAGUGAAAGUAUCCAAAGCCUUCGAGAGGCUGAUCCAAAAUUAUAAUUACAAGAUGUUGAAAGUCCUUGUCGUACGCAUUCUACCGCAAGAAAAGGUGACCUCCUUGAACCAUGCCGUGUAAUAAAUCU
Lentinula edodes (shiitake mushroom) is the source of this 1049-nucleotide messenger RNA. Its product is annotated as RlpA-like double-psi beta-barrel-protein domain-containing protein-containing protein. The transcript has 7 exons. Lineage: Eukaryota; Fungi; Basidiomycota; Agaricomycetes; Agaricales; Omphalotaceae. The coding region runs from base 105 to 794 and encodes 229 amino acids. The record is from RefSeq and is a predicted model, not a curated record.